Messenger RNA from Capsaspora owczarzaki ATCC 30864, 2415 nucleotides. Its product is annotated as strn-prov protein. The record is from RefSeq and is a predicted model, not a curated record. Gene Ontology annotation, molecular function: protein binding. The transcript has 5 exons. Bases 1 to 2415 code for a protein of 804 amino acids. Lineage: Eukaryota; Filasterea; Ministeriida; Capsasporidae.
AUGCAGCAGGAAGGCGAGGCCUCGGCGGCUUGGUCGGCCGCUGUCGACACUUCGAAUCAGAUGAACGGAUACAACAUCCGAGGGAUUCUCAAUUUUCUCCAAAAGAACUGGUCAAGCUUUGAGCGGGAUCGGGCAUCAUGGGAAGGCGAACGCGCCGAGUUGAAGGCCUAUAUCGGCUUUUUGGAGGGCGAACGGCGUGGACAAAACAACCUCAAGCGGGAUCUCGUUCGCCGAAUUAAAAUGCUCGAGUAUGCGCUCAAGCAGGAGCGUGCCAAGUACCUCGCGCUGCUGGCAUCGUCUGAGGGCAAGUCUGGCAAAGUCAACGGCUCGGCCAUCCCCCCACCUAAUCUCGCCGAUGACGAGCCACCGGCGUCGACAGCAGCGGCCAAGCUCGAAUCCAAGCUGCGACCAGCCGCGUUCGCGUCGACACGUGCGGCCACCAAAAAGUCCCGCCAUAUUUUGCGUCGCUACAUGCAAGAGAUGGGUCUGACGGACUCGAUGAUCCAGGCAGAGGCUGAGGCAGUGGCUGAAGCGGUCGAAUCACGCAAAAAACGGUUGUCGAGCUCGACUCUGGUGCACAACAGCCGCAAGGCGCUUCCGGCUGCUGCCCCUGCUGCUGCCGCUGCUGCUGCCAGUGCUGGUCAGGAAACACAUUCGGCUGGUGCCAUCCCAGCGCCGGUUCCGAUUGUCGUCGAGACGGUUGGCAAGAAGGCCACCGUCGCCACAGAGGACGAGGUUUUGGCUGACUUUGACUUUUUGUCGGAGGACGAGACUGCCGGUGCCGACAGCACAGCAGCUCCAGCAGCCUCCGCUGCCUCGAGCGGCUCGGCCGCAGCCCCCGCAGCAUCGGCAUCGGCAUCGGCAUCGGCCGUGGACGACGUGUUUGCCUCCCUGGACGACGCCAUUGAGGCCGGCGAGAGCUCGACGACGACGACGACGACGACGACGACGACGACGGAAGCGCCCGUGUCCCCUGCCAAAUCGCCAGUCUCGGCGACGGUGGUCGUAUCAUCUCCGUCUGCCAGCGCGCCCGAGGCUGAUUUGCAAAGCUUUAUGCCGCGCAAGGGCUCGAAAGCUCGUGCUGGUGGCGUCUCGAAGGCGGCCAUGGCGGCUGCCGCUGCUGCGCUCGCCUCGUCCGAGGAGGAGCCGGAGGGAAACGAAACCAAGUACGACUCCAACCAACUGGCCAAGGUCAUGAAGCACUGGGACAAGACCAAGCCGACCAGCCGCAAGGCCUCGCACGGCAAGUCUUCCACCAAGUCCCCGAGCAAAUCGAGCAUUAUGGACAUGUUUGGCUCCUCGGACGACAACGACACCAACCGCGGUGGCAACUCUGUGACCGAGGCCGAUGUCCUCGGAGAGUUGGCCGAUCUGUCGGUUGCUGGUGACUCUGAGCAGGGAGACCAGCAGCGAUUUGACACCGAGUCUGGCUCCCACCACCAAUGGAAGCCAAAGUACACCUUCCGCGGGCACUUUGACUCUGUGCGCUCGAUUGCCUUCCACGACACUGAGCCGGCUGUCCUGUCAGCGUCGGACGACGGCACCAUCAAGCUCUGGAACUUUAAGAACAUGCCCUCUGGCAGCAAGAAAUCCACCCACUCGCCAGACCUCGACCCCAUCUACACUUACCGAGGCCACACCGAUGCCGUCACCAGCAUUGCCACCUCGAUCAAGGACGGAAUCUUCUUCACUGGCAGCCUGGAUGCCACCGUGCGCGUUUGGCGACUCUACCCGCUGUCGCAGCCUGCCUACGCCAACUUUGACCCGCUCAUGAGCAUUGAUACGUUCAAGGGCCACACGGACGCCGUUUGGUCGCUGUCUGUCCAUCCCGUGCACGACAUUUUGGCCUCCAUCUCUGCCGACAAGACGUGCAUUCUGUGGCACUUUAAGAACGUCGCCAACCCGCUUGCUCGCAAGAUUGUGCUGGGCGACGUUCCCACGUCUGUUGCGUUCAUUCACUCCACCCUCUCCAGCUUUGCGAUUUCGUUUGCCUCUGGCAAACUGGUCGCUUACGACAACACGACUGGCAACAAGGUGCUUGACUUUGAGCGAGGCGAAUCGCCUUCCUUUAUCAACCAAGUGGUCAGCCACCCUACGCUGCCUCUUCUCAUCACUGCCAACGACGACAAGACUAUUCAAUUCUUUGACGCUACUGGCGGCCAAUGUACUCAUUCAAUGGUUGCACAUCUCGACUCGGUUUCGACUGUUGCGAUCGAUCAUAGUGGACUUUUCUUGCUGUCUGGCGGUCAUGAUUCUUCUCUCCGUCUCUGGGACAUUGCCAAAAAGUCGUGUCUGCAAGAGAUUGCAUCACAUCGCAAGAAGUUUGACGAAGCUGUGCACCAUGUGCUCUUCCACCCAACCCUUCCAUUCGUCGCCAGCUCUGGGGCUGAUGCAAGCGUCAAGAUUUACGUCUGA